Messenger RNA from Acanthopagrus latus (yellowfin seabream), 2172 nucleotides. RefSeq names its product leucine zipper transcription factor-like 1 (gene lztfl1). NCBI's taxonomy places the organism in Eukaryota, Metazoa, Chordata, Actinopteri, Spariformes, Sparidae. The record is from RefSeq and is a predicted model, not a curated record. Gene Ontology annotation, cellular component: cytoplasm. Gene Ontology annotation, biological process: negative regulation of protein localization to cilium. The coding region runs from base 304 to 1200 and encodes 298 amino acids. The transcript is spliced from 10 exons.
ACGCUAUCUCCGUUACCAAGGCAUUCUCAAGGCAAACACUAGCCGGAUAGCUAGGCUAGCCAAUCUGCCAGAUAAUCUUAUAGCUAUGAUUUAACCCCCGUUUAGCGUACUGACUGGGGUUAACUUCAAGUAUUAAAGGGUUUUACCGGAACCAUCGACCCCAGCUCCAUUUUUAUUAACUCUAGCUUCUGGUCACUUCGCUGCGUGGCCUAAGUUAUAGGCUGAAACACCCUUUUUUCCUUGGGACCAGCUCAUCUACAAGCUAGCGAACUUAGUAACAAUAACGUUAGCUCCACAGCCACCAUGGCUGAAUUUGGGUUUAAUGAACACCAUCAGAAUGAAGUCAUCAAUUACAUGCGAUUUGCACGUUCAAAGAGGGUCCUGAGAUUGAAGACUAUUGACUCAUGCUUUGAAGAACUCAAAGACAGCAGGCUGGUGGACGAGACUUUCACAGUGGAUGAAGUGAAGGAGAUGCUGGACGGGCUGCAGGUGGUGGUGCGUGGGGAGGUGGAGAUGGAGCUCAUCAACACAGCCCACACCAACGUGCUGCUGCUCAGGCAGCUCUUCUCCCAGGCUGAGAAGUUUUACCUUCGACUACAGAGUGAUAUCUCAGAGCUGGAGAACAGGGAGCUGCUGGAACAAGUGGCUGAAUUUGAGAAGACUGACUUUAAAACCACCGAUAAGAUAAACCAGGAAACAAGCAAACCCAAGCUAGCGCCACUGAAUGAAGGUGGAGUGUCUGAACUUCUUAACAAGGAGAUUUCAAGACUACAGGAGGAGAACAAUAAACUGAAAUCCAGGCUGCGGACUUUAGAAUCCCAGGCGAUGAGUGCUCUCGAUGAGAAAACCAGGGCAGAGAGAGCUCUGAAAGACCUCCAGAAGGUGCAAGGAGAACAGCAGGUGGCUGCUCAAUCUCAGGAGAUCAGCAGUCUUGAGGAUACAGUGGCGGCCCUCAGGGUGGACUACGAAAGGUCUGUUAGUGCCAACGCGGUCUCCCAGAAGGACCUGCAGGAGAACCUGAUCGCGUCCAAACACGAGCUUCUGCGAGUGCAGGAGCAGCUAUCAAUGGCAGAGAAGGAGUUGGAGAGGAAGUUUCAGCAAACUGCGGCCUAUCGGAACAUGAAGGAGAUCCUGACCAAGAAGAAUGAGCAGAUCAAAGAUAUUAGGAAACGAUUGCAGAGAUACGAGCCCAAUGAAUAAGUUCUGCCCGAGACGGCAGACAGCUUGAACAGGUUAAGACGGGAGACUUUACUUCUGUGGUCUGGACAAGAAACCAGUCGGUUCCCCUGCUGUGAGAUAAGAGAGACAGAAAAAAGCACUCCGUCCACAAGGAUUUGUUUAUUCAUGCUUUACCUGGAAUCUUCAGUAGUUAUUGGCUUUUGCACAGUGCGGGCGCGGGGAGGUUGGCAGUACAUGCAGACGAAAUAGUGACAAAUGAUCUUCAGCUGUGCUUUUUUUUUCUACGUCUCAAUUUGGAGCUCACUUACAGUAGCUAGCAGACUUCCCUCAGUGCUCUAUGCAAUUACUAUCUCGUCCCUGUUUGAAGAGGCCUUGACUAUUUGCUGAAUUGGACAGAUCGUUGAACAUUCUGUCUGCCUGAAGCUUUGCAGUCUUAUCUUUCAGAUGGUUUUAAGUACAAAUUAGCUCUCUAUCACCAGUUAUGUAUAUUUUGCAGUUUUAAUUUUAGCAGCGUCUUUUGUAUUGUUGAGUUAGACCCAAGCCAGUUUAUUUAUAGUUUAUUAACAGCUUCAAAGUAAUGUUUCCUGACUUCGAUUUGUUUACCUUAAGAAAAAUAACUGUUCUCAUGAAGAUAUUUCCAAUGAUGUGACAUUCUGUGAAAGUCCCAUCAUUGAAAAUAUAAAAAAUUUCUUGCUUUUACGUUUUCUGUUUUUUUUCGCAUAUUGAGUGACAUGGAUAGCGAUCUAGAACGAUCCCCUUGCUCCCUUACUUCGUUACACAAAGGGCAUAGAAUAUUUUUGUCUGGAAUCUUUAACUGUGUACUUUUCGUAUUGCUGUGGGUGAUGGAGUGUCAGAAAAAGAAAUAUCAAUAUAUACAUGAUGUUCAUGAAGUAAUGCUCUUGUAGAGUAUGAUACAUCUACCCUGUAUUACACUAGAUGUGCAUUUGUUUGUAUCGUGCAAAGUAUGGGGUAAUAAAGCUGUUACCAAAUACA